Messenger RNA from Spodoptera litura, 2744 nucleotides. RefSeq names its product syntaxin 7 (gene Syx7). Gene Ontology annotation, cellular component: membrane; SNARE complex; endomembrane system. NCBI's taxonomy places the organism in Eukaryota, Metazoa, Arthropoda, Insecta, Lepidoptera, Noctuidae. Gene Ontology annotation, biological process: intracellular protein transport; vesicle fusion; vesicle-mediated transport. Gene Ontology annotation, molecular function: SNARE binding; SNAP receptor activity. The record is from RefSeq and is a predicted model, not a curated record.
AGAUCAUGACAUGACAUUAACAUCAGUGUACGUCAAGCAAGGGUGUACGUAGAAAAGUGCAUUGAUUUCAUAAAAAGUUUUAUGUAGAUUUGUUUGGCUGACUUGACUGCUACGCCGUUACUGUACGUGUAUUUUUUCUGUAUUUCUUGCCUUUUUAGAAAUCAAGUACUAAAAUCAGGAUGGAGUCCUCGUAUCAGGGAGGUGUGUCGUUCGAAGAUAGGGACAAUAAUUUCCAGCGCCUGUCCCAAACUAUAGCAAGCAAUAUCAAAAAGAUUUCACAGAAUGUAUCAUCAAUGUCAAAGAUGGUCAACCAGCUGCAGACACCGCAGGAUUCCCAAGAGCAUCGGAACCAACUGCGUCAAAUACAAAAUUAUAAUCAGAAACUAGCAAGGGAUACAUCAUCACUGAUCAUGGAAUUGAUGAAGUUGCCAACUGAUCAGCCGGCUCACAAGAUGACCAGAGAACGCCUCAGAGAUGAAUACAUGAUCACACUGAAUUCAUUCCAGUCUACACAAAGGCUGGCAGCUCAGAAGACCAAAGAAGACGUAAGAAAGGUGAAGGCGCAGUCUGCGAGCAUCAAUAUUGGAGAUCCGUUCGCUAUUUCAGGUGACAGCAGCAAUAAGGAAUUGAUGGAGAUGGGUGAGCCGACAUUGCGCGAACAGGAGCAGGUCAUGCAAACUGAACGCUCGCUGGUCGAGCUGGAGGAGCGCGAAAGAGAUAUUCGACAGCUUGAGAGCGACAUAAUGGACGUGAACCAAAUCUUCAAGGAGCUUGGAACAAUGAUUCAUACGCAGGGAGAAGUAGUCAACUCGAUUGAGUCCAGUGUGGAGUAUGCAACGGUGAACGUGGAGAGUGGCACGCAGGAACUCCGGGAGGCUGCUAACUAUAAGAACAAGCUGCGCAAGAAGAAAGUGUACCUGUUCCUAGCGCUGAUCAUCGUAGUGUCGAUCAUACUCAUCAUUAUAUUCCACAAGUGAUCUUUAGCUCCCGUCGAAGAGCCAUCGUACAGUUAUGAAACUUAUCGAUGCUUCUUUGUUUUUGAAUAAAGCCCGCACUUUAUUCUGUGACGAAAGAUGAACUGUUAACAAAAUAUGUAAAUGCUAUGUUUUAUUGUGAGAAUACAUUAUAUAUUUAACUCGCUGUACUACACAUUCCCGGCAAAUUGUUACGAACCCCUUGAAUGGUGAAAGCAUAAAUUUAGCAUCUCAACAUCACCUACUAUACCAAUUGUAUAUAAAAAUCUCGUGUAUCAAAUGUAAGGGGAUUCGGGAUAGGUUUGUAGUAGAACUUAGCAAAGAAGUGGUGUCAUAUUUAUAACAUUGUAUCUUCUAUUUGCCAACACGCAAUAAUCAGCAAUCUAUGUAGAAAUUAUAUAAUUGUAUUCAUGUUUAUAGCGAAUUUAUGUAAUUUUGAAGCAUGUAAUUAUAAUAAUUAUUAUUAUCCAGGUAUGAAAGCGUAGGAGUUGUGUCGAUUUGAGCUCGCGAAAUUAGCUUUCUUCAAGUUGAGCCUAUUUUAGAAAGGAAAUAUAGCCAAACUGGUUCGAUAGGAGUCUUUAUUUCGCGAUUGUAUUAUAUUUUCUUGUGCCAGUUUUUUGUUUCUCGAUGACAAUGACUCGCUUUCCAUUUUAAGCCUUAAUUUUAAUGUGAUAAGGGACCACGACAUCGUCGUGGUGUAUUUAUUAUUUAAGCUUGCGUCAUUUUGCUAAUGCGACAGGAAUUAUCAUUGAUAUUUGUAUUGUUUAGAAACGUCACGAUAUCACUUAAGGUAAUAGGGGGUCUAAUUAAGGAAUAUUAUUCAUACGAACUAACGUCUAAUUUAGUUUUGUUCCUUUUCUUUAAUACUUAAUAUUCGCGGUUUGUAGAGACAUCCCAGUAACUACUAUUAGACUAAAGUGUACAAUUAGAGAUUCAAUUAUUAAAGUUUUCAAUAGUCUCAUUAAAUUGUCGGUGAUACACAAAUUACAAUAUUGAAAUUAGUGUGUUUACUGAAUUAACUCGUGUCUAUUGUUUACAUCUAAUAUUAGUACUGAUAGCUACUGGCAAAGAAAGUCACAAUUAUUAAAUGCUGAAGUCACUCUGAUUCUAGUUGAUAUCUGUAUAUUCACAAAAUUGUCUUGUGCAUUUUAUACAACGCUAUCUAUAAACUAUAAUAGAAUACAAUGUCAUGUGGUGUAUAUUACAACUUCAGCCUAAUUGAAUUAAGAUUAGUGUGGAUUAGUGUGCUAUUUUAAUAUUUAUAGAGAUUACUUUCUUAUUCUUAAUUCACUUUAUUUUGUAAAGAAAAUCAAGGCCGCACGAGUAUUUUCCAAAGUUUAAACUGAACGGUUUCAUAGUUAAAAGACAUGUGAUGUUUUUGAAGUGUUCGGGUCCAAAUAAUGUAAUGAAAUUUAAGACAAGUAUAAAUCACGAGGUUAAGUUUAAAAUGUUGACGACACCGAACACCACUCGUUGGGCUAUCGUUGUUGUGUAAUUUUAUCAAUAGGUGCACAUGUUUUAUAUUAUUUGAGAAUUUACACAUUAUAAUUAUUGUAGUAGAUCUAUUUGGCAAGAAUAGCAAUACUUUCAAUGUAUCUAGGCCAUCGUAACGUUAAUGAAUUGAUUAUAUUUAACAAAACCGUCUUUCGUUAUCGCUUAAGAUAUUAUGCUUAAACUACUAAGUAUUCACGUGUAGAUAGUUAGUUUAAAAAUUCUCAAUGUAUUAUAUCUAUAAACUAUAAUAUAUAAAUGUAAAGUUGUCCAUGUAUA